AUGGCAAAAAUGUACAUGAAAUCCAAGAAUAUGGUGGAACUGGUCAACACACAAUCCUGGAUAGACAAAAGUCUGAGCUCUCAAAAUGAGAUGAAGGAGCAGGAGAGACCAGGCUCUUAUGGAAUGCUUGGAACCUUAAUUGAAGAACAUGACAGUAUUGAAGAGGAAGAAGAAGAAGAAGAUGGAGAGAAACCUAAAAGAAGAGGUCCCAAGAAAAAGAAGAUGACUAAAGCACGCCUGGAGAGGUUUAAGGCUCGAAGAGUCAAGGCUAAUGCUAGAGAACGGACCCGGAUGCAUGGCCUAAAUGAUGCUUUGGAUAAUCUUAGGAGAGUCAUGCCAUGUUACUCUAAAACCCAAAAACUUUCCAAGAUAGAGACUCUUCGACUAGCAAGAAACUAUAUUUGGGCCUUGUCUGAAGUCUUGGAGACUGGUCAGACACUUGAAGGGAAGGGAUUUGUAGAGAUGCUCUGUAAAGGGCUCUCCCAGCCCACAAGCAACCUGGUGGCUGGAUGCCUCCAAAUGGGACCUCAGUCUGCCCUCCUGGAGAAGCAUGAGGAAAAAUCUCCAACUUGUGACUCUACUGUCUCUGUCCACAGCUUCAACUAUCAGUCUCCAGGGCUCCCCAGCCCUCCUUAUGGCCAUACGGAAGCACAUCUUCUCCAUCUCAAGCCUCAGCCAUUUAAGAGUUUGGGAGACUCUUCCUUUGGGAGCCAUCCACCUGACUGCAGUACUCCCCCUUAUGAGGCUCCACUCACACCACCCCUGAGUAUCAGUGGCAACUUCUCCUUGAAGCAAGAUGGCUCCCCUGACUUGGAAAAAUCCUACAACUUCAUGCCACAUUAUACCCCUGCAAGUCUAAGUUCAGGGCAUGUGCAUUCAACUCCCUUUCAGGCUGGCACUCCUCACUAUGAUGUUCCUCUAGAUAUGACCUAUGAUUCCUACCCCCACCAUAGUACUAUCUUCUCUGAGUAG
This is a messenger RNA of Psammomys obesus (fat sand rat), 972 nucleotides long. RefSeq names its product neuronal differentiation 4 (gene Neurod4). The record is from RefSeq and is a predicted model, not a curated record. Gene Ontology annotation, biological process: regulation of DNA-templated transcription; nervous system development. NCBI's taxonomy places the organism in Eukaryota, Metazoa, Chordata, Mammalia, Rodentia, Muridae. The coding region runs from base 1 to 972 and encodes 323 amino acids. The transcript has a single exon. Gene Ontology annotation, molecular function: protein dimerization activity.